GUUAGUGUCUGCUUCUUGCCGAUUUUUUAUUGCUCAAUUACGAAGCGAUUGCCGGUUGGCACACACAAUACGUAAAGCACGUUAGGCAUUUAAGAUUUCUAUGCUGAAAUGCAAAGUUUAAGUGAAAAAGUGAAGAUUGUGAAAAAUUCUAGUACUCCAAGCCGACACCUGGUGGCUACCGCUGAGCUUUCGCCUGGCGAUGUUAUUUUGGAGGAGCAGCCGCUGCUUGUGGCCCCCUUUUGGGAGUGUGAACAGAUGAAAUGCAGUCAAUGUCUGCAGGACUCCUUCGUAAUGUGCAAAAAGUGCGAGUUCUUUCCGCUUUGCAUCGAUUGCACCACACACAAUAGCUUCGACUGUGAUUUCUUCUGCGAGGGCGCUGCCGGCGCUGAGAUUUCCAAAAAUCUGCUCGUAGAAAAUUACGCCAUUUUCGGCAUACUCAAAUUAUUGUUACUCAUGGAGAAUCCAGCUUGUAGCGAACAGUGCGCAGCGUUGAGCGCGACACCAGGCGCCAACGUGGUCGAUAGCGAUGCAUGGCAGGAGCAAGAUUCACAAAUCGUCACACCGUUACUACAGUCGGGCAUAGCGCGUGCUUUCAAGCGCGUCAAGGUCACUCACGAAUUAUUGCACACGCUGUGUUGGCGCAUCGACGCCAAUGCUUUCGAAGUGACCGCCAGCGACGGCAACACCUUGAAAGGGGUGUACGUGUGCGGCGCACAACUACCGCACAACUGUGUACCCAAUACGGUGGUUACCUUCGACGAAUCCUUCCGUUUGAUAUUGUACGCAUCGGUGCGUAUACAUGCCGGCGACAUCAUCUACAAUACAUAUACAAAUCCGCUAAUGGGCACCAGUCAGCGACAGCAUGAACUGCGCUUGACGAAGGGCAUCGAAUGCGCGUGUGCGCGCUGCAGUGACCCACUGGAGCUCGGCACACAUAUGAGCUCGUUGAAGUGUUCGAAAUGUGCGAACGGCUUUGUGGUGUGCCUGGCGCCCAUGCGUGACGGUAAGGAUGAUGGUGAAUGGAAAUGCACCAACUGUGCGGCUACGAUGGCGACGGAUGCGGUGAAACAAUUGCUGGUCGAUGUCGGCGAAUCUUUGUUGGAGGCCAACAGUGAGCUGUUGGCAUAUGAAAACUUGCUGGCGAAGUACAGCGCACAUUUUCAUCAAAACCAUUUUGUGUUGGUGGAGAUCAAACAGAAUAUUGCAUCCAUACUGCGUGCUGUACUCAUGAAUCCCAUGUGUAUACCGGGUAAAGACUUGUUGGAGCGCAAAUUGGAGUUGUGCGAGGAAAUUUUGCCUUUGGUGCGUGCCGUUCUGCCAGGUGUCUCUAAGUUGUAUGGCAUUGCGUUGUAUGAAUACCUCUUAUCUUAUAUGGAACACGCGGAGUUGGUUUUUGAGGACAAGGAGGCGGAAAAUGCAGCAUUGAUUUUUCAGGAAAAAUUGGAGGACGCACGUGACAUUGCAGCAAAAGCUAAAGAGAUGCUACGUUUCGAACCAAGCAAUUCGCCGGAAGGACAUUUAGUGAGCCGUAUAGCCAUGGAGCAGAAACGUAUCGAUGAAAAUUUAAGACAGCUUAAUUCCAAGCGCAGUUUAUCGACUAAAUUUACAAUGGAUGUGUUUGCUAAAAAGUGCAAAAUCGAGAGCAACGACGAGUUGGGAAGAUAUGUUACAGCAGCUGUGGACAUCAAAGCCGGCGAGACUUUUUUGCUAGAACAGCCGAUAUUGUUGCUGGCUUUGAGCGGCGAGCGACGUUGCUCAAAUUGCCUGAAAUUAACGACACAAUUUUGCAGCACCUGCCGUGUCUUUGCGCUCUGCGACAAUUGUGCAUCUCACAAUGAAUACGACUGCCGUUUGCUUGCCGACAUGAAAGAUUUACGCAUUGAAUUACUUAAAGAAAAUCCGAAUACUUAUGGACUGCUGAAAUGUCUGCUGCUGCGUGAGGACCCGGAAAAUGCUUCAUACUACGAACAGUUGCUACAAAUGGAAUCGCAUUUGGAAGAGCGGCGUGGCAGUGAAAUAUGGCAAGAAUUGCAAAAGAACAUCGUACAACCCGUGCUCCAAGCGGGCUUGACAAAACAUCUGAAGGACGGUCAGAGUGUCGACGAAAUGCUGCUUCAAAAAUUCUUAGGCAUUAUUGAUGUAAACUGCUUUGAGAUACGUGCGCCCGAUGAAGGUCAGCUGCGCGGCCUGUAUCCACGUACGGCGCUUAUGGCGCACAGUUGUGUAGCCAAUGUACAGAUUAGUAACGAUGAAAACUAUCUGAUGAAAGUAUUCACUACGCGUGACGUGACGCAGGGAGAACUGUUAUAUAACUGUUAUACGAAUGUGCUGUUGGGCACCGAUGAGCGGCGUCAUCUGCUAAAGGAGGGCAAGUAUUUCGACUGUAAAUGUGAGCGUUGUGAGGAUCCCACCGAGUUGGGCUCACAUAUGAGCAGUUUUAUGUGUGCACGUUGUGCUGAGAACAAACGUACUGGAUUCAUUGUCAAGAUAAAAAAGGAUCCAACACCAGAAGCGAUACAGUUACAAAAAUCAACGAAAAGUGGGUCCGCCAAGCAGUUAUGGACGUGGAAGUGUCAGGAGUGUGAACACACCCUAACGCCAGACACUGUACAACAACUAAUCGAACGUGCCAAAGAAGAAAUGUUUCACGCAAAAGAAGAUAUCACACGUUAUGAACUACUGCUUUCGAAACUCACACGCUUCUUUCAUCCCAAUCACUAUCUUUUGUUGGAUAUAAAACAGAAUAUAGCGGCUAUUUUGCGCUCGAUACUGCAGAACUUUGCACUACAGCCCGGCCGUCGGGUAUAUGAACGCAAAGUGCGUCUCUGUCAGGAUAUUUUUAGUGUGUUGCAAAUAAUUUUACCAGGUAUUUCACGUCUGAAAGCCAUUGUGCUCUACGAAAUGGCGAAUACACUUGCGGAGCUACAUCGAAUGCGUUACGACCAGAAGGAGCUACAGAAGACGGAGUUGGUGGAACACCUUAAACGUGUUGAAAUGAUGCUACGCGAAUCGGUACGCAUGCUACUUUACGAACCGCCUGAGACACCAGAGGGUCAAAUGACAAAGAGCAUAUUGAAGGAGAUAAAGGAUCUGCAGAACGAUGUUAAAUAUUUGGAAGAAAACUAAACGUAAAAUGCAAGAAUUUUGUAAAUAUAAAGUAAUCAGAAUAAAUGUAAAAUAUAUACAUAUUUAAGAGUUG
Molecule: messenger RNA, 3199 nt
Organism: Bactrocera dorsalis (oriental fruit fly)
Lineage: Eukaryota; Metazoa; Arthropoda; Insecta; Diptera; Tephritidae
Exons: 9
Coding region: 109-3126 (1005 amino acids)
Molecular function (GO): protein binding
Source: RefSeq, a predicted model, not a curated record